GCUGUAUCUGUCCCACGACUGGCCAACAGCCUACAUCAAAAGCUAUCCUCUUCUUCUUUGUAAUAAUCGUCUAGUCGCAUAGUGAAUGGCAGAGAGCAAGGGUCCCACAACUACCGGCGGUUCAGUGAACAAGCUCGCCAUGUCUCGAGCGCUCGGGGCAGCAUUUCUAAGCCAUCAAGUCGAACAGCUGGAAAAAUCGGUUACACGUGGGCCAGCAUCUGGAAACUGGAGAGACCGUCGUCAUCCGCAAGCCGACUUGGGUAAUACCAACCGUCGCGGUGUUAUCAAUCAUACUCCCAAGCAGCGCCCAUCUUCAGGCAAUAGGUCUGCGAAGAAGUCUGUCGGUGAAGCUGUACCUGAAAGAGAGCACAGUGAGGCCAAGGUGCAAAAGCCCAGGAAAUCGAGCCAGGAGGCGAGGGGUGACAAGGACGCUGAUAUAGUAGUGGUCGAUGCGAGCGUAUUGGUACACGCCCUCCACCAGGUGAAGAAAUGGUGCAGAGAUGGACGUGAUGAAAUCGUUAUUGUACCCCUUGAAGCCUUGAAUACUCUUGAUUUACUCAAGAAGGGAACAAGUCCUCUCGCCCAGCGCGCGCGGUCAGCUUCACGAAUUUUAGAGGCUCAAGUUGGCACAAAUCCUCGUAUCCGUGUCCAGCGGGAUGAUGCCUUCGUUCCGUGGGACCGCAUCGAGUUCAAGGACUUGUCACCUGAUGAUGCCAAGGACAAGGCUACGUUACAGUCGCUGCACCUAUCUGGUUCUCCAGAGUGGGUUCGGCGCAUGAUUUGUUGCGCACGUUGGGAAGUUGAUCACGUCGCUGAAACUCGUGCUUCAACGAACGACAAACUCAAAGUCGUUCUUGCUAUCCUUUCCCCUUCUGCUGCUCCAGCUCAGGUCUGUCGAACCGAGGCAAUGCCCGAAGUAUCAUCUCCAGUACCCCUUCCAGCUCCGAGUCCACACACUCACAAAUAUGAACCUCGUUCAGCUGGCCUAUUGAUUGGACACUGGGCUACCCGGGCUGAUAUCACUCUCUUAGAAGUAGAACCUUCCUCAGCGCCACUUGUUCCACCUUCAUCGAACCACCCUCGUAACCUUGAUGAUGACGACAGAGGAAAACGACAGGCCGGUCGAGGUAGACGUAAUUCCCAUACCGCUCAGGGGGGUCUUCCUGUCGCUCGAGGCACCGGGCUAGUGGAGCGCCCUGCUGCCGUCAUGCAAAUGAUGGAAGUGAUCUCUCAGCCUAGCAAGGUCGUCCGCGUUCUUGCUCGAGGCGAGAAACUAGAACCAGACCCAUAAUCCUAAUUAUGUGGCAUCUUUGAGUACAAGAUAUGACUGUUCCUCGGUUCCAAGGCUGUUCCAGCUCCGUCUCGAUUAACGACGUCAUGGAAAGUAUUGGAAGCCUCACAGAUCACCCAUACUCGCUCUGCCUCUCAUUCCUCAGAGCAUGGAUUCUGCAGGAAAUAUCUCCAGGCAUCUUUGUGUGGUCUCUUUGCUUCGAGUCUAACCACAGCAGUUACGGAACUAGUGUUCACGAUAACUUUUUACUGGUUCCUAUCAUCCUACAAACACUUUGUUUCACUGUCUGCGGACUGUCCGAUGUGCCCCUACUGUGUAUGUUCUAUGUCCUUAUGGUCCCAUUUCUCGAAAUAAACUAUAUAUUCAUGUCCCUGGC
Molecule: messenger RNA, 1667 nt
Organism: Suillus discolor
Lineage: Eukaryota; Fungi; Basidiomycota; Agaricomycetes; Boletales; Suillaceae
Exons: 5
Coding region: 86-1291 (401 amino acids)
Source: RefSeq, a predicted model, not a curated record